Messenger RNA from Aspergillus uvarum CBS 121591, 336 nucleotides. RefSeq lists its product as uncharacterized. Bases 1 to 336 code for a protein of 111 amino acids. NCBI's taxonomy places the organism in Eukaryota, Fungi, Ascomycota, Eurotiomycetes, Eurotiales, Aspergillaceae. The record is from RefSeq and is a predicted model, not a curated record. The transcript has 2 exons. Gene Ontology annotation, molecular function: protein binding.
AUGUCACGGGGCCAUGAGCGCGUUGUGAGGCUUUUGCGAGAAAGUGGUACCAAUCCUAGCCUUCACGGCGGCAUGGCGGCACUUGGAUUGUGCGGAUUGACUUGGUCGGCGACCCUUGUCUCGGUCGUUGCUUGCGCCCAUGAGGCUGCCAUCGCGUUUUGCUGCUUGCAAAGUGCGGAUCAGAAUGCUAGAGAGCGGUGCGGGCGCAAGCCUUUGAUGAUCGCAGCGGCAGCGGCUUCUGGCGACCUGUCCACAGCCCAGUACUUGUUGAACGGGCCGGAUAUUGACCGUGAGGCCGGCAAUACUCGCAAUCAGAAUGCUCUUUCUGGUGCAUAG